Venturia canescens is the source of this 2456-nucleotide messenger RNA. RefSeq lists its product as uncharacterized. Bases 119 to 1345 code for a protein of 408 amino acids. The record is from RefSeq and is a predicted model, not a curated record. The transcript is spliced from 9 exons. Lineage: Eukaryota; Metazoa; Arthropoda; Insecta; Hymenoptera; Ichneumonidae.
UUCUAUUGUGUACAACAUCGCGUUAAUCUUCUUCCCGUUGCUGAAUCGAGUCCGUUCAGAGUCGAAAACUUAUGCUUGCAUUCACGUUCCCAAUAAAUUUACAAGGAGUUCCAACAGCAUGAGCCAUCUCGUAGAACUGGUCCAGAAAAAUGUGCUAAAUUUUUCAUCAACAUACUGCGAAAAACUUCGUGGUCAGUGCAUGCCGACGUCGUCGAAGCUAAGAACGAUCGCGCCCUUGAACGUUUUCAUGUUGUCAACUACUUUGGCUUAUGGAGCAACUGCUGGAAAUCCAACGCGAGAAUUAUUUGUAAGAAAGAUUGACCUUGAUGAGACCAAACUAGUGGGAGCGAAGAACGCUUACGAAGAUUUGUUGUGUCUUUUAAGGCUCUGUGGCUUUACCUUAUCGACGGAAAUUGCGCAUGCUUCGAAAAACAAGCCAAUCGAUGGGUUUAAAUGGGCAAAAGACAAGUUGAUGAUAAGUUUUAAACAAUCCGCUUCAGCCCAAGAAUAUGCAGUUAGCGUUCACAGCAAAUUGUCCUUCAGAGCAAUUUGGCGAGAGCCAUUUAAGGUGAGAGACACUGAGUUGCUGGAUUUUCAUCAGCUUAAAGAUGGAACGAAAGAUAAAAAAGUAUUAAUGAUGAGGAGAGAUGGCUCAUAUCGCAGUGCUGUAUUCGACGAUCUCAAAGCAAAAUUCAUUGAAAUUCCUCUGCUGCAACAAUUUGGGGAUUAUGAUCUCUCCAUGUUCGUAAUAGUUAUGACAAAGGAAUACCCUGACGACGAGCAGACUUUUUUACGAACAAUUUCCACCAUGGAUUUGAAGAAGCUCUACUCGAGUCCCGCUACGCCGAUCCUAAUGAGAGUGAUUCUUCCAAAAAUGUCGGCCGAAUCAGCACGGCGUCAAGUUUAUUGCGACGAGUUGUCCGGGGAGGGUGCUACGUACUUGUGCACCGAUAACGCGAAGGAGUGUAAAGACAAAGUAUUUCCAACGGAUGGAGGUGGAUUCGAAUCAAUGUUUUCAAAAGUCAUGCUCAUGAAGACAUUUGUAUCAGUUUCUGCUGUCAUCGGCGAGAAUAAUCCCGUUGAUUCAAGGCGGAGGAGGAGACGAGCUGCUGCCAGGGCUCCAGCCGACGGGGGAGCGGCUCCCGCCCCCGCUGCAGCCGAUCCAACACCACCGGUGUUUCGGGUGGACCGUCCUUACGUCAUGACGAUCAUCGCGAAAAAGAUCGACUCAGACCCCAUUCCUUUAUUGACUAUGCAAAUAACUGGCGAGGAACUCGAUAAAGGUGAGAAGAAAAAAGUCAGCUCAUCAGACUCCAAUGUAAGUGGAUCUUGUGUGGUGAUAUAAUGGACAAUGAAAUCUUACACUCGCAGCAUCGGUGCAACGCCUUUCGACAACAUCCAUGCUGUGCACAAGCAAGGGAAACGAUUAGCAGAAAUUAAUAAAAAGAAUAUUUUAUAAAUUCAGUUGUCCUUAAACGGAGCGUCGAAUUGGUUUGAAAAUUUUUUUCACGUGUACUUCGUGUCUAGCACUGUGAUAUACAUUUUUUUCAGAUUUUUCUGAAAUUAUUUUCCGGAAUUCUGACGCCAGAACCGUAAUCAGCGACCCGAAAAACCUCUCCGUACCAAAUUUCGUUCCGAUUGAACGAAAAACCGCGAACUUAACCUAAAAUAGUCGCCAUUUUGAGUCCGCCAUCUUGAAUUUUUCAUUUUUACGCCAGAAUCGUAAUCAGUGAGCCCAAUAACCUCUCCAUACCAAAUUUCGUUCCGAUUGAACGAAAAACCGCGAACUUAACCUAAAAUAGUCGCCAUUUUGAGUCCGCCAUCUUGAAUUUUUCAUUUUUACGCCAGAAUCGUAAUCAGUCACCCCAAUAACCUCUCCAUACCAAAUUUUGUUCCGAUUGAACGAAAAACCGCGAACUUAACCUAAAAUAGUCGUCAUUUUGAGUCCGCCACCUUGAAUUUUAUAAUUUUGGCGCCAGAAUCGUAAUCAGCGACCCCAAAAACCCCAAGAACAUCUAUGAUUUUGGAAAUUUGUCUAAUAUAUAAAAAUGUGCUCCUCAAAGGGUAAAAAGGAUUACAAUAGUACAUUAUAACACUAGGACGAAAAAGUUUUUCGUACGCGUGUUAUACGAAAUUUUAUAUUACGAGGUGCGGAAAUGGGGGCUUUGUGUACGCGAAGCGUACGCAAAAGCGUCCAUUUACGUACCGCGUGAUAUAAAAAUUAUUGUACUUCAGAAUUGACUCAGUUCCUUAUACCUUCUUCAAAAAUUACUGUGUACAAAUAAACUAAUAUCAACAUAAAAGAAAUAACGAUGCUUCCUCCGCAGAUCGUAGCAACCGGAACACCUUGUUCUAAAAUUUCGAAUUUUAUACCGAGUGACUCGAUUAAAUACUGAAAUUUAGAAUCCGAUGAAGUUGGCAAGGCCGAAAAUAAAAGAAAAUUUUAUCAAACGAAA